GACAAAAUGGAAAGAAAAUUCGAGAUUUCUGUAAGAGUAGAAGUUUCUAUGGUGUGCAGUUAUGUUGCUACGUCGGGUCCUGGAAGUUAACGUGACCGUCGUGCGAAAUCCCAGUAUGACCAUCGAGAGAACGACAAUAACCUUGAGAAACGAACAUUUCCCAGACAUUACCGAUCUCUUCAUCGAUGUCGAGACAAUCUGCGACGAGCAACCGUUCAGAAUUUAUUGCCGGAUCUCCGAGCGGGACUACGUGCCCGUGUACAACUUUAUCAGCUUUAAAGGCGGCUUCGAGCUGAUAUGCAGUCCAAAACUUUAUGUGGUCGUAGACGAACCAGUUCUCGACACUCCGUCGACUAGGAGCGGAAGUAGAGAUUCGAUACGAAAAAGCAGUUAUUUCGGGGAAAUUAGUAGCAGAGGUAGCGAAGAAUUUAAGGUCAAAUCUGAUGUACCGUCGACAUUGAUGUUGUCCGAUAUUGAGAUACUGCAGUGCGCUCUAUCUAUCUUAAAAGAGUGUGACGAUGAUCCUGGUGUAUCUUUUCGUUAUUUAUUCGUGAAUACACCUCCGUUACACGGACGUGAAUUAAAAGACACGGACAGACAAGUGAAGGUUUUGGUGAAGGGUUUCCCACGGCCCAAAGCGAAGCCUUCUCACGAACCGUUUCCGGAAGUGAGGAACAUACUCUCUCAGGCCACCAGCAAGGGCUCGAAGAAAAGAAGAACGUAAAAUUGUGUCGAGUUUUUCUAUAUCUUUCAUUUAAUUUCCAAUCUUUCGAUUUCAAUGCGAAUAGUUAACGAAGUCGAUAAAUUCACUAUCUGCGUGAAUAAGCUAAAAGUGUAAUGUGAUAUUGUUGUAAAAAUAUUUUGUAUAAAGCUUGGUAUAUAAAAUAGGAAAUUUAAAUUCCUUUCUGGAAUCAGUUUGGUCCAAGAUUUCGGAUAAUUUUGAUCAAGCGGUGGAAUAAUUAACGAAAGCUGGAUAAGUGCAACGUUAUUAGGAAACGUAAAUAAAAUAAGUUGCAUUUUAUUUUGCCAAGGUACGGAAAUAUAGUGAAAUAGUAAAUGCUUUACAGAGGUGCAUUAUAAUCUAAGAAUAGAUUGGAAUAAUAUAAAUUAGAAAUGAAACGUUGCGUUAACACAACAUUGGAUUUCAAUAAACGUAUACACAGGAGAGAACGAUAUAGA
Messenger RNA from Bombus impatiens (common eastern bumble bee), 1179 nucleotides. RefSeq lists its product as uncharacterized. NCBI's taxonomy places the organism in Eukaryota, Metazoa, Arthropoda, Insecta, Hymenoptera, Apidae. The transcript is spliced from 5 exons. The record is from RefSeq and is a predicted model, not a curated record. The coding region runs from base 62 to 724 and encodes 220 amino acids.